AUGUCCAGUAAAUGUAUAAAAUGUAAUAAACAUAUAACUCACCUUGAAGACGUACUUCAAUGCAGUUUAUGUAAAAUCCAAAUCCACUUUCAUUGCAAUGGAAUUUCCGAAACAGCCUUCAGAAAAAUGACAAACAAUACUAAAAAGCGUUUUACAUGUACUACCUGCAAUACUUUCAAAAGCCCAGCAACCUCCACUGAACCAUCCAACUUAUUGGAAGACAAGAUUGAAGACCUAAUAAAAUCGGUAAGCUUUAUGAGUCAUCAAUUCGAUGAGUUUAAUAAGAAAAUCGAAUCUAUAUUUAAUGAAAUAAAAUUGGUCAAAAUAGAAAACGAACAAAUUAAAAAAGAAAAUACCAUAUUAUCCAAAGAGAUAAGUGAAAUUAGACAAAAAAUUGACAUUCUCGAACAACAAAAUCUUGGGGCCAGCAUUGAAAUAAUAGGCAUACCAAAAACUGAAAACGAGAACUGCAUAAGUAUAGUCAAAGAAAUAGGAAAAAAAAUGAAUAUCGUCAUUCCCGUCAUAGAAGCUAGAAGAAUUACUGCAGAAAAGUCCAAGUCAAAUUUAAUUAUUGCUAAGCUAGAAUCAAAGGAAAUAAGAAGUCAACUUAUACGCAAAUCAAAAAAUGAAAAACUUAACGCUAAUAUGUUAGUCAAUAACUGGCCUACUGAAAAUAAAAUAUUUAUAAAUGAACACCUCACGAAAGACAAAAGAAUACUUUUCGCCAAGACAAGAGCAGCCGCCAAAGACAAAAAAUAUAAAUUCACUUGGAUAUCCAAUGCAGAAAUCCUUACAAGAAAAGACGAAAACUCAAAAACAAUGCGCAUCAGAACCUUUAGUGACCUUGAAAAAAUGUAA
Macrosiphum euphorbiae (potato aphid) is the source of this 858-nucleotide messenger RNA. NCBI's taxonomy places the organism in Eukaryota, Metazoa, Arthropoda, Insecta, Hemiptera, Aphididae. The record is from the annotation of a GenBank genome assembly.